Molecule: messenger RNA, 1035 nt
Organism: Perognathus longimembris pacificus (Pacific pocket mouse)
Lineage: Eukaryota; Metazoa; Chordata; Mammalia; Rodentia; Heteromyidae
Product: probable N-acetyltransferase CML1
Exons: 2
Coding region: 221-901 (226 amino acids)
Molecular function (GO): N-acetyltransferase activity
Source: RefSeq, a predicted model, not a curated record
AGGCGUUUUAUGAUUACCUAGGAGCAAGCCAAUGAGGCACCAACCCGGAUCUGCUCCCUAGGCAUAAGACAAGAAAGAACCACACAGUCUCUCUUUGGAUGCCCUUUGGAGGCUGCGGCCAUUCCGGACUCUCCACUCCAGAAGGGCUGUAGGGAAGGUGUUCAGGUAGAUCUAGUCCUGGCUGGUGAACACCGAGAUUCCAAGUUGCAGACGUCUCCCCAUGGCUCCAUAUCACAUCCGCAAGUACCAGGAGCGUGACCACAAAAGGGUCCUGGAGUUGUUUAUCAGUGGCAUGGAAGGGAACAUCCCUGCCACCUUCCGCCACAUGUUGACCUGGCCGCAAAGCCGCCUGCUCUUAGGUGGGGUGCCUCUUGCCAUGCUCUUGGUCUCUGGAUCAUGGCUUCUGGCCAUUGUCUGCUGCUUCACCCUGCUCCUGUUCCUCUGGCUGUAUGCCAGAUAUCCCUGGAAAACACAUGUGGCUAAAUGUUUGCACACGGACAUGGCCGAUAUCUCCAAACACUACCUGAGCACACCUGGCUCUUGCUUCUGGGUGGCUGAGUGUGGGGGGCAGGUGGUGGGCAUGGUGGCUGCCCAGCCUCUCAAAGAUCCCCCCUUGGGGAAGAAGCAGUUGGUGCUGUUUCGUCUCACCGUGGCCAUAGAGCACCGAGGAGAAGGGAUAGCAAAAGCCCUGGUCAGGAGUCUUCUCCAAUUUGCCCGGGACCAGGGCUACAAUGAAGUUGUCCUUGAGACCAGUGUAGUGCAGCAAGGUGCCCUGGCCUUAUACCAGCAUAUGGGCUUUCGGAUGAUUCGCAAAGGUUGUUGGGACCUGACCCCAUGGCCAAUGGCUCUUCAUACAAUUCAUUUAAUGUACCACAUUUCUUCUCAGGAAAAGGGGCUAUAAAUCAUACGCAUGUUAUAUACAUUCAUAUAUGUAAUAUAUUGUAUAUAUAUGUGUAUAUGUCCAGUUGAUCCUACCAUGGUAACACUGUUUCUGAUAUUUCAGUAGUAUAAUUCACUGAAUGUCAUUUUUGUGCA